UUGGCAGAAAACCGUCUUCACACGGUAGAUGAAAACUUGUUCAACGGAUUAUUUGUUCUAAGUAAAUUGACACUCAAUAACAAUUUACUUGUAAAUAUUGACAGAAAAGCUUUUAAAAAUUGCUCUGACUUGAAAGAAUUAGACUUGAGUUCAAAUCAAUUAAUAGAAGUUCCUGAUGCAUUGUGGGAGCUUCCUUUUCUUAAAACCCUUGAUUUGGGAGAGAAUCAAAUAUCAGAUUUUAAAAAUGGAUCAUUUAAAAAUUUAAAUCAAUUGACUGGAUUGAGAUUGAUUGACAAUCAAAUCGGAAAUUUAAGUGCUGGUAUGUUUUGGGAUUUGCCAAGUUUACAAGUUUUGAAUAUUGCGAAAAAUAAGAUCCAAUCCAUUGAACGAGGAACAUUUAGUCGAAACUCUCAACUGGAGGCCAUUAGAUUAGAUGGAAACUUCUUGUCGGACAUUAAUGGAGUUUUUUCAACACUUGCGAGUCUAUUGUGGCUCAACCUAUCGGAAAAUCAUUUAGUGUGGUUCGACUAUGCGUUUGUGCCUAGUAAUUUAAAGUGGUUGGACGUUCACGGCAAUUUUAUUGAACAUUUAGGUAACUAUUACAAAUUACAGGAUGAAAUUCGUAUAAAAACUUUAGAUGUAAGUCAUAACAGAAUUGUAGAAAUAUCACCAAUGUCUAUACCUAAUAGCGUUGAAUUAUUGUUUAUAAAUAAUAAUUUCUUAAAUAAUAUUCAUGUUAAUACGUUUUUUGAUAAAAAAAAUCUUACUCGUGUGGAUAUGUAUGCUAAUGAAAUAGUGCAUUUAGAACUAAAUAGUUUACGUUUGGCUAAUGUGCCCAUGAACAAAAGUUUACCUGAAUUUUAUAUUGGUGGGAAUCCUUUUAAAUGUGAUUGUACAAUGGAGUGGUUACCGAUUGUAAACAAUAUGACUGCUAUGCGGCAAUAUCCGCGCGUAAUGGACAUAGAAAACGUGUUGUGUAAAAUGACGAACACUCGUAGCGGGACCCAAGUACCCCUAACCAAUCUUAAGAAAUCGGACUUUCUAUGUGCGUAUGAGACUCAUUGUUUUGCUAUUUGUCAUUGCUGCGAUUACGACGCGUGUGACUGUGAAAUGACCUGUCCACAAAAUUGUACUUGCUAUCACGACCCGUUAUGGAACACUAACGUCGUUGAUUGCUCCGGACAAUCGUCGAUGGAAAUCCCACACAAGAUACCGAUGGAUGCAACUGAAGUAUUUUUAGAUGGAAACAACAUAAGAGAACUACAAAACCACGUUUUUAUUGGACGACAAAAGAUGCGGUCUCUUUAUGUGAAUAAUAGUAACGUAGACAGUAUUCAAAAUAGAACUUUUGCUGGCCUCAAUGCUUUACAAAUACUUCACCUGGGAAACAAUAAGUUGCGAGAAUUGAAAGGAUAUGAGUUUCACCAAUUAAGUAAUUUAAAAGAAUUGUUUUUACAAAACAACCUCAUUAGUCAUAUCGCGAACAUAUCAUUCUUGUCACUAAAAUCGCUAGAAACUUUACGUUUAGACGGCAAUAGAUUGGUUGACUUCGGAGUAUGGAGUUUCACCGACAACUCUAAUCUGAAAGCAUUAUCACUGGGUAAUAAUUUAUGGUCAUGCAAAUGCCGUUAUCUACAAGAAUUAACAGCAUAUUUAGCCGAAAACGCUCAAAAAAUAAUAGAUAUAACCGACGUAUGGUGUUGGAAUGGAGACGCAAAGCCGCCACAGAAAAAAGAGCUUAAUUUAAAUGGAACAGCCUGCAGCGAUUAUUACGCCGAUAAUUCAGUCAUCGGAAAUAUGUUGGUGUCAAACUAUGUUCCCAUGAUGGUCUCAACUCUUACUGGUUUUAUGUUAAUUUUAUUAGCUCUUGUGGUACUAUUUCUUUUUAGAGAUUCGUUACGAGUUUGGCUUUAUACAAAUUGUGGCAUUCGUGUAUUUUCACUCUCCAAUGGUUACGAAGAAAACGAAAAAUUAUAUGAUGCAUAUGUUUGCUACAGCCCAAAAGACGAAGAACUGGUAUUACAAAUUUUUGCCAACGAAUUAGAAAACGGAAAUUCAUCAUAUAAUCUUUGCCUUCACUAUAGAGAUAUUCCGCAUCAUGGCGCGCAAUACAUGCAAUAUGCUCCACCAGUACUUGAUUUUGCUGAAGCAUCUAAACGGAUUAUAUUAGUCUUAACACGAAAUUUUAUGCAAACUGAGUGGUCCCGCUUUGAUUAUCGAAAAGAAUUCCAUGAAGUUUUAAAAGGAUAUGUUUAUAAGUUAGUUUUAAUUGAAGACUAUUCAGUAGUUCAAGAAGCGAUGUGUGACGAAGAACUAAGACCAUACCUUAAAACUGGGUCAAGAUUAAGAUAUGGUCAAAAAAAUUUUAUGGAGCGCCUUAAGUAUAUGUUGCCUGAUUCAACACAAUCAAACCAUAAGAAAAGAAACUCAUCUAAUUGUAGAAAAAAUAUUAAUACUUAUACUUUAGACUCAUCUGUCCCUAAUGGUGGCAAUAGAACUUUAAGUUAUCCUGAUAAGUCACCUGUAUUGGGAAACAGCGGUCAAGGCGCUAGUGCUCCACCAGAGUAUAGUACAGAAGUAAGACAAUCGCCUUCAACUAUGCGACAAAUUCAAGGAGUCUCCUAUGGCCCAGAUGGUAGACCAAUAUCCGAUCAUAUUUAUUCCUCAAUAGACUCGGAUUACUCAUCCUUAGAGCAAGGCAUGGCACCAGGCAGACGAAGAGAUAUGCGGCAAUGGCCACCCCCGCCACCCAUUGUAGAUACAGGUAGCGGUGGCGUACAAGCUUACCUAGUCUAG
Molecule: messenger RNA, 2796 nt
Organism: Danaus chrysippus (African queen)
Lineage: Eukaryota; Metazoa; Arthropoda; Insecta; Lepidoptera; Nymphalidae
Source: the annotation of a GenBank genome assembly